ACUGUGAGAUACUGAUCCUUGCAGACUGGGGACUCCUCCUGGAGUCUUUAGAAAUCCUGGUCUAAGUCUAAUUACCAGAUCUUAGCCAAAGCAAUUGUAGGAGUGCUUCAUCUGACGUUCUAUGUGCAAUUCACCAAUGAGGGAACCACCCAGGCCCUAAAGGGAGUUCAGAUGAGAAUAAUGAGGACGAUCCUCAGUGUUAGGAUGAGAAAUGAUUAGAUGGGGUUUUUCAGCCUUGAGUUACUCUCAAAAGGGAGCCUUAUACAAGUAUAUGAGAUGCAAAGGAUUGAGAACGUAAACAAAGAUGAUACUUUCAGAUAUGCCCAGGUCAAGAAGGCACAGGUUGAGGUUUAUUCAGGGCAUAUUAAAGACUGACACUUUCAAGUAUUUUCUUUAAAUAAGAGGGUAAGUAAUAACUGGAGUAGAUCACCUGGAAAAGUGGCUGAGGGGCUCUGGGUUGCUCAACUCAAUUAAGAAAUGCCUUGAUGCUUUAAGGUGGCAGGGUGGGAAUUCUAUCAUCUGAAUCACUUUUGUGAUCGACUUCGCAAUCCAUGGAAGAGAAGAAAAUUAUUCAGAGUUCUUGCUCCUGAUCACUAUUCACGGUUUCCUAGAAAGAGAAUGUGUAAGGUGGCCAGGUGAGACUGUCGCACAUAAAGAUGAGGUGGCGUAGGGCCCAUGGAACCAUACUGCAACACAAGUUAGUGCCAUCAUGAGGGGAGGGAGUAAGAUGGAAACAAUUAAAUGGUUUUAGUUCACCUUCAUUUUUAUUGGAUAAUUUAUACAAACUUUAUUACUUCCUUCAGAGUCCUGGCUAUUGAAAAUGAAAAUAAAGAAGAAAAAAUGAAGUGGUUGAUGUAUUGGGUGAUAUAUGCAUCAUUUGGUACAGCAGAACGCUUGACAGGAAUCUUUCUCUACGUGCUCCCUGGUUAUCACAGAUUGAAAAGUCUAUUCUUGCUGUGGUGCAUGGCACCAGUAGAUUGGAAUGGUUCAAGGAUAAUUUACUUCAAUGUAAUCCGACCUAUAUUUCUCAUGCAUUGGCAAGAAGAGAAGUUAGAUGAGAAAUCACAGGAGCCAUUAGAGAAUGCAAAGAAGCAAGUGCCCCAGAAAACAAACACAUUCACACCACCCACAAAAAGUAAGUAAACAGAUAGGUAAGACCUUGAUUCGCCAAUACAUCACUCCUGUACUGCACUGGAGUAUCAACCUAGACUCAACUCAAUUC
Molecule: messenger RNA, 1222 nt
Organism: Callorhinchus milii (elephant shark)
Lineage: Eukaryota; Metazoa; Chordata; Chondrichthyes; Chimaeriformes; Callorhinchidae
Product: receptor expression-enhancing protein 6-like
Exons: 3
Coding region: 742-1143 (133 amino acids)
Source: RefSeq, a predicted model, not a curated record